This is a messenger RNA of Cetraspora pellucida, 714 nucleotides long. The record is from the annotation of a GenBank genome assembly. NCBI's taxonomy places the organism in Eukaryota, Fungi, Glomeromycota, Glomeromycetes, Diversisporales, Gigasporaceae.
AUGGAUGAAAUAAUUGAUACUUCAGAUACUAAUGCUGAUGAUUCUUUUAGCCAAGUUUUGGAAUCAUCUCUAAGUAAUAUCCUCACAAAACCGCCAAGUAUUUUGGGAAACCAGUUUUGUUGUAAAUGUGGGCAAGUAUAUGAGAGUUCUACUGGAGUUUCUGCACUAAGAAAGCAUCUUGAAAAUCAUCAAAUACAAGCAUCAAAAAAAAAGCAAGCUACACUUCAAAUUUAUCAUAAAGAUCCUCAUAAUGAACAAGAGCAACAAAAAGAGAUGAGAAGUGUUAAUAUAUUAGAGGCUAUUAGUUCCAUUCUUAAUGAAUUUAAAUUAAAUAAUAAAAUAAUGGCACUCACUACAGAUAAUGAAUCUGCUAUGGUAGUAUGUGGUCAUUUGUUAGCAAAAGAACUAGAAAAUGAAUUUAAUAAUAUUGGCAUUGAUAAUAACUUGAUUUCUGAAUUGUACCCUAAUCAUGACGAUCAACAAAAAUUACAACCAUUAGAGAAAGCUACAAAACAUUUAUCAGCAGCAUCUUACCCAACCCAUGAAGAAUACUCUCAAAAAAAUAUAGCCAUCUCUAUAUAUAACAAAUUAGUAGAAUAUUGGGAAAUAAUGGAUCAUUCUUCUAUAGUAUCUGCAGUUCUUGAUCCACAUACUAGGCUUAAAAUCUUUAGUGAUACAGAAGAACAAAAAAAUGCUAUUGAUCAAACCCAUUAA